AGUUAUUUUCUAUUGAGUUGACAGGUAUGUUGGUAGCACUGAUACUUGAGGUUUGUCAUCUGCCGAAUCCCCUAAACGUCAAAAUGCGAAGGUUAUGAUAUCUGUCACAAUAUUUUUUGAAAAAUGGAUGAUUUACAGCUUUCUGAUACAUUACAAAGAUAUUUUUCCGAUGUUUUCUUGUGUUGUGAUGAAGAUAAUUCCGGUAAAGCAUCAUUAGCUAAGACAGUCGAACUUAUUCAAUCAGGGAGUGUACCUGAGGAUGUCAUUUCGCAAAUUUCAGACAUUUGUUGGACACUAGGCACCAAUUAUCUCAACAAAAAACAAUUCUUUUCUGCAUUAAAGCUUGUAGCAGCCUAUCAGGCUAAUAUUCCUAUCAGGAGUGAGGUUUUAACUUCAAAAGUUGAACUACCUUUGCCCCGUUUCACAUGGACUGUUAUAGACAACAAGAGCCCCAUAGGAGAUUUGAUUGAACUUAGAAAUGAGCCAAAUGAUUAUUCUGAACAUGUCGAUACUAGUACAGAUUCAGAAAUAGAGAGUGAGACUGUUAAAAAUGGAUCCCCAGAUGCUUCUAGCGCCACAUCCGAUAGUCCCACACCAACUAAUAGUGUCCAAGAUAGGAGUUGGUUAGUGUCGGGAGUGUGGCAUGGACUGAUUUCAGAAGAACAAAGACAAUUACUAGGUACUGAAGAAGAAUCAUCAGAGAAACAUAGUAGCGAAGAUGACACAGAAGUUUCUAGCGAAGUUUGGACUAUAACCAAUGAACAAAGAGAAUACUAUACAAAUCAAUUUAGAUCCCUCCAACCUGACACCAAUGCCUUAUUAGCUGGUCCCGUAGCUCGAACUUUUUUCGAGAGAUCCCGUCUCCCCAUACACGAACUUCGGAAAAUAUGGCAGCUGGCGGACGUAACCAAAGAUGGCGCUCUAUCGUUGCAUGAAUUUAACACAGCAAUGCAUCUGGUUGUGUUAAGAAGGAACCACAUUGAACUACCUGAUGUUCUGCCACCCACUCUCGUACCUGGAAACGAAACUCCUUUGUCUGUGAGUCCAGAAACUGAACCUAUACUAUCACCUCAAACUAAAGACACUGCUAAAGAAUGGACCAAAUUCGUCGAUAGCCCAACUAGUUCUGUUUCAUCACCCGGACCUAAACCUGUCAAUUUUGAUUUUCAGAAAGUUACUUUAGACAAAGAUUCUAAAAUACUUCAUCCGGUACCGUUACGUCUAACUCCGGAAGUUGCCAAUAACCAAGUCGAUGAUCAGCCUGAUGGCAUCGAUUUGCAUAGUCCUAAGAAAUUCGCCGAUAAUAACGCACUGAAUCUUACGCAGAAUCUGCAGAACUUGAGUGCACAAAACAGCGCUAUACAGCGCCCCCAGCCGAAGAAAAUUAAUAUUCCCGGUCCGGGAGCAAUACCUCCACCGCCAACUAAUCAAAAUAAUACCGAGGAAGGACCAGUCAGCUUGCCUGCGUUUCCUCCACCUAAAAAAGAAAAGCCGCCUCCUCCACCGCCUCGUCCUUUCAAGACUCAUGGACGUAGUUCGUCGUUAGAUUUAAACAGGCUCACUAAACUCGGCGCUCCGCCCACUGUGCCACCUCGCAUCAGUCCUAAUAUCCAAGGAGCCAAGAAACUUAUCAACCAAAGAUCUGAAGGAGACUCUGCAUCUCAAACCGAAACAUUCGCCAAUUUCGAUCAAUUUGAAAAGUAUGAAAAUGUUUCAGAAGGGAUUUUCCGCGGUGACGUUUACGAAGCCGAAAGGAAGAAGCUUUUCGCCCAGUUUUCCCAACCUAGUACCAGUGACGACCCGCCGAGAAAACACGGAGCUUUUGAGAUUUACAGAAAACCACAAGCUAGAGGGAAAGACAGCCCCGUGUCACAAGAGGACAAAGCUAAAUGGCAACUAUUUCAACAGCUACAAGAGGAGAACACUGUGCUCCUGAGGAUCUGCCAAGAACUCAGCCAGGAGUUGGCUGAACUCAGGGAGGAAAAGUUAACUCUGAAAGUUAGGUUAGAAAAACAGUUGAGCGGAGGUUAAUCAGGUUGAAGAUGAUAUAGUGGUUUUUAUUAUCAUGUAUAUUUUACUUCCUCGUCGGUAUCUCGAACAUCUAUUCUAUUACGUUAUAGUUUCUUUUUGACCCAGCUACUAUAUAUAAUAUUUAGUUGUCUUGAUUAGAGCUAAGUGGACUUAUUCUUACAGACUCAAAAAUGGUAAAACUAAACGGCAAAUAAAGAAAUGUAAUUAAAUAAAAGUUAUUUAACCAACAAGUGUAUUAAUAAGGGCGAUUAACAAUUGAGAUAUUUUGUUCGAGAUUGUUAAUCGCCAUUUUAAUUCACGAGUUCGUUACAAAACGUUUCCGUCGACCGUACUUUUCAGAAAUAAAGAUAUCUUUAGUUAUCUAAAGUUUAAAUUUUUAUUUGCUUAACGAUAAACAACAAUUUGAGACAUACAAUGACAGAUAGUACUAGCAGCGGCUACUUGAUUUUAAAUUUUUUAGUGGGAAUAUAAAUAGGGAUAUGUUUGGUUGCCUACACCAAAGGUCACUGCCAAUCACAGAGCGUUUAAUUAAUUUAUGCAAGCAAUGUAUGUUGUAUUGCCUAUAAUGCAAUCGUUCAUUAAUAGAAAAUCAUUCAUUAAUAGGGGUCAUUAAUCGAUGAUUUUGAGGGUGUUAAAAUUGAUCAUAAAUGGACGGUCGACGGAAAAAAUUAUUAAACUAUUGAUAUAGUCCAUUGAAAUGUUAAAUUUAAGGUUGCAUUUCUUAGAGGAGUCAAUUUUAUUUUUUUAAUGUGUAGGAGUGUUCCGUAGAAGCUUAAGUUCAAGUUUUUGGGGUCGCCAUAUCGCCACCCUUGUCCCCCGGCGGCCAUCUUGGAAAAAGGGGUGCAAAGGGCUUUCGCGCUGUAUCUAGUAAACUAGCAACCCUACAGAAAAUUUAAUUACACAUAAAAUGUAGCAAAUUAAAUUUUCUACAAUUUUAUAUCUAUUACUUUUUAUCGUCAAGUGACCAACAAAAAAGUUAUAAACAAAAAUAAGAGAAAAUUUUGUAAGAAGUUUUCCUUCUGGAGGUUAUAACUUUUUUCCGUUCAUUUCACAAUAAAAUAACAUCAUAGCGAUUUUGUAGAGGAUUUUUCAACGAACAAUUUCCACUAUAAAGUUGUUUAAUUUUAUUUAUUUAUCUAGGUUUUACAGCGCUCCAAUCUUGACCAGGUUCUCGAAUUCUCAUAGGAAUACAAUAAAAACAAAACCUUAAGCUUACUUUUCUAUCUAUCUAUAUAUUUAUUAUGAUUUUAACAUUCAUAUGCUAUUAUUAAGCUAUUUUUGACCCUUUCCCCGCUACCUAUGAGAUAGCGUCUGGAUGCGCGUUUUUUGUAUGGUAUCUCCAAUAGGCCUAAUCCACGGACAAUUUCUAGACAAAAUAAUAUUAUUUUUAUAUCUUGAAAAAUAUCUAUCAUAGUUAUUAUUUCUUCAUUUUUUUCGAUGGUCCAGGCUGCGAGUCAAGAUCUGAAUCAGUAUCCGAGGUGAAUAUUUGUGGUAUAAUGAGAGUUAUAGUUGGCGUUAUUGUCGGUAAUUCCUCUUAAAAUUCAUUUUCUUCAAUAAUUAAUGUUGAUAUGUCCACGAUGUUAUUGCAACUUUCACCACCACAAUAAAGGCUCACAAAGGUCUGCUUUUCGGCAACCACAUGCACUUUCAGUUUUCAUUGCAUCUGCAAAAGAUAAAUUUAAUAAGCUCGGGGGUACUGGAGGUUUGGAAGUUUGGAUUGGUAUCCAAAAUUUUCCAUGCUUUUUCCAGCCCCAAUCUUCUGGAUCACAAUGUUUACCGAGCCAUGACUGAAUCCGGUGCUACACUCGGAGUCUGUGGAAACAGGCUGCAUCUUGUGUUGGAGGAAGUGAGAACAGAUUAAAUGCAUUUUUUAUCACUGUUUUAGCGAAUCGUUUGUAUCUCAGGGUUUCCAGAGAAACGUCUUUAUUUCCGCCAUAUAAAGAGACGAUAAACAUUCACCGACAACAGUGAGUAACGCCACACCACUCA
Diabrotica virgifera virgifera (western corn rootworm) is the source of this 4020-nucleotide messenger RNA. It is a transcript of the gene Reps, whose product is annotated as ralBP1-associated Eps domain-containing protein 1. Bases 124 to 2031 code for a protein of 635 amino acids. NCBI's taxonomy places the organism in Eukaryota, Metazoa, Arthropoda, Insecta, Coleoptera, Chrysomelidae. Gene Ontology annotation, biological process: endocytosis; endosomal transport. Gene Ontology annotation, cellular component: cytoplasm; plasma membrane. Gene Ontology annotation, molecular function: calcium ion binding; protein binding. The record is from RefSeq and is a predicted model, not a curated record. The transcript has 4 exons.